Felis catus (domestic cat) is the source of this 8441-nucleotide messenger RNA. It is a transcript of the gene BAIAP3, whose product is annotated as BAI1 associated protein 3. The record is from RefSeq and is a predicted model, not a curated record. Lineage: Eukaryota; Metazoa; Chordata; Mammalia; Carnivora; Felidae. The coding region runs from base 3336 to 7307 and encodes 1323 amino acids. The transcript has 30 exons.
AGCCUCGGAGGAAGAACGGACAGAGAAUUUCAUUUUUCAUGCGUUCAUUCUAGAAGCAUCUAGGUAGCCCCUGACAGUUGAUCUCAGACUUCCUAGGGCUUCAGGUCCAGCUGCGGAGCUCGCUUAAAAUCACAUUCCCAGGCAUCUCCCCAGGGACUGGGUUGGGAUUAGAUCUCAGGGAGCAGCAUUUGUGAUGGACACGGCUGCUGAGCUGUGUGCAGGGGAGCACUGUCUAGGGAGUCACAGCCAGUGAGAAAUCCAGUAAAAAAAAAAAAAAAAAUGUGAAGGGAGUGGCUGGCUGGGAAGAGAAGGCUGAGAGGGUGACACAGAGACCAGAAUGUGGGGCCAGACAUCCUGCCACUGCCCGUACACACCCAGGGUAGCAUCAACGGACCCCUGCCCUCGCUUCACCAGGGACCGGAUUUUGGUAAGAAGGGACCUAGCGUUCUGAGUGUUUAUUAUCAAGGUGCUUAUUCAUUGUGAGGGUGGCCAGGUGGCCACAGGGGACACUAACUAGGGAGAUACAUCUGGCUCUGCUCAGGUGCCCCUAGACUCACCCGCUUUGGUGCCACCUAAGCCCACAGGUGGGCUUACAGGAGACGGGUGUGGCUUACAGCCCUCGCUUUGAGUCCUGGCUCCGGGCGGGUCAGCCCAGCCCCGGGCUGCGAAACCGGACGGUGAUAGCAACUUUGCAGCAUUGUCUUUUCCCAUUCACCCUGGGUCUUGAAGACGGCCAGGGGACAAGGUGGUACUUUCGGCUUGGCCCCAGUGCCAGUGUGGCAUUCAGCUCCUUGGCCAGCCUCACUUUGUUCGUCGGGCAGUCGCUCUGGCCCUGGUGGCCGGGCACGAGCGGAGGCUACAGACACAUUUUGCUGUGUGCUGCUGCCCGGGGCCAGAAGGGACAGAGACAGGGAGAGCUCAAGGAGGGGCUCUGUCGGGGGCCGGCAGAGGGUCCCUGCAGCCAGCAAGUGCUUCCUGGGGGUCAGCCACGCACCCACCGCUGGUGCGGCUCCGAGUGAGGUGCUGGCUGGCUCCCAGGGCCCAGGCCAUUUGGUGCAGAAACGUCAUCAGUGCCCCAGCAGCCGGGGGUUUCCAGGGCGACUGGAGGAGUGUCUGGGCACCCAGGGAUGAGCCAUCUCUCCCAGACACCGGUGCCCAGACGCCACUUUUGCCCCCAUCCGGCCCGUGGGCUGAGGGAGGGAGCUCCACGGAGGGGGAGCCAGCCUGUCUGGACCCCCAGAAGUCAGGAUGUGCCGGGAGCUUAGAGCUUGAGCACCACAGAAUGGAGUUCAUCCCUGGCCACUUGCUGGCUCUGUGGCCUUGAGUAAGCGCCUAACCCCGGGGCCUCAAGCUUGGGGCCUUUUGGGGGCUGUGAUUAUGAGGUGAGGUGGCUCCCCCUCUACCCUGAACGUUUUAUUGCCACAAAGACACCCCGUCUCUGCGGCUCAGGCCGCUUGGUUCCUGCGUCACGUUUGUCUCUGGGACUGUGAGCCCCUGUAGCCCCUGUCACACGCAGACGCAAUUGGCGGUUGCCCUGGCAACGGCUCAAGCAGUGGCUGCUCCCUUGCUUUGGGGGGCCGGGGGGGGGGGUAGCAGCCUCUUCCCCACAGCUAGAGAGGAGGGGGGUGCCCUGAUGCCCGUCCCCUUAGGACCUCGCUGCUGGCGGUAGGGGCAACAGCUUCCAGAGCCACAUGCCCCAGCCGCUGAGCCCCGUCCACACAUCCUCCCGAUCUUUGAAGGGAGGCUCCCGGGGGAGGCAGUAAGAAAUACGAGGAAGGUGGGGGCCUCGUUUCAGGGCCAUGGGCCAGUUGUCCUUUCUGUCCCCAGCUCUCGAGUCUGGUCAGAUGAGACCCUCUGAGCCCAGCAUUCCGUAGAACCAGGGCUGGGGCACCAGGGGGUAGGAGGAUGUGCCAUCUGCAGUGGUGGCCUGAGCAGGGACGGCAGCGCAGGGACCGGUGAGAGGCAGACAGACACAGCUGGGAGCAGGGAUCCGGUUUGUUGAACAAAAUCUGUAGAACUCAUGAGGUGCCGUCUGCCCUGGCCCCAGCGCUCCCAACACGGCACAGGAUUCUAAGGAGGAGGGAGCAGACGUUAAGUAGAGAUGUGCAGGAACACUAACUGCCCAUGAGAUCGGGGGCAGGUAUAGUUGGAGUGGGCUGAGUCCCCAUUUCCUGUUUUGUCCAGUGAGAACGACAGUGCUUCUCUGCACGGCUGUGCCUGGGCUGGAGGGGCCCUCAGUGAGUGGACAAGUGGGUACCACCAGGGAAGGGGACCAGGGCAGUGGAUGCAAAGGCCCUGUGGUACCCUGAAGGGAGCAUGAUAUGUCCUAUGCGGAGGCACAGGCUGACAUCCUGGGGCAGGGAAGUCCGAAAGGUGGGCACCGAGGGGCAGAUUCAGCCUAGCGGGGUGGGGGGUCAGCACUUUCCUCUGCUAGCUUUCAGCACGGGUGCACGAAGACCACCCUGGGGGUUGGGAAGGCACAGGCGGGUCGGGAAGGGGUCGGGUGCCUGGGCUGGUCAGGGCUGAGCAGGAGCAGGGCUCGAGGGCCCACGGCUGCUUAGUGGUCCUCCUGCCCUUCCUCCGGGGUCUGCAGGGGACACUGUGGCCCCAGGGGGAGGUGUGCAAGUGCGCCCACAGGGAGACGAUGGGGCGCUGUCCCUGGCUGUGCUGGGCGGGUGAGGACUUCACCAGCGGCCCCUCCUGCGCAUGCUGGCCACUCGGGGUGAGGGGGUCUGGAGGAAGGCCCCAGGCACGGUGGCCUCUUCUUGCCCAAGCUCCUCUGCAGGAUGAGAACUUUGGGAGUCCUGGGGAGGAGUUGCCUCCUGCAGGACCUUUGCCUGCCCUGGCCCCAGACUGGACCAUUACAGGCUGGGUGAAUUGGGCACCCCUCCCCGACAGCUCCGUCCCGUUCGCAAAGCGCCCAGGAGAUACGGGCACUUGCUGCUGAGCGGUCCUAGGACCCCAGGGACACAGCCAGGGGUCCCAGCCCUAGAUGGGCGGCAGCCGCGGCGGCGGGAGCGUGGCAGUACGGGCCCUCUGCCGUGAAGUCCAGCAGCAACCGGUGACGGAGCCCGGGCCGUGCCAGCACGACCACCGCCUGGCAGCCUCGUCCCGUCCCCGGCGCGGCCCCGCAGGGAUGUCCCGUCUUGCAGAUGGGACACGAAGGCUGAGGGAGCCCGAGGGACCGGCCCCCGGUGGCCCCUGGGUGCCCAGCGCGGUGCAGCACGGGAGCCGAGUCGCAGGGCCUCAGGCUCCCGUUGCCCCGCGGAGGCCAGGAGGCUGCGCCGUCAGGAACGCGGCUCGUGUGCGCUUCCGGCGGAUCCGUUCGCCGCUCGAUGUGCACCCUGUGCACCUGGUGCGGUUUCUGGGGCGGCGCGGCGGUGCUGCUGGGACGUGCAGGGGCCGCAGCCGUGCGCUCUGCCCGCAGACCGGCGGCCAUGACGACCCUGCUGGAGAUCAAGAGCAGCGUGCUGCGGCAGGUGCAGGCGUGCCCCACCUUCCGCCGGAGGGCCGAGGGAGAGCCGGCCGCCACCAACGCUGACCCCCCGGAGCCGGCCGCAGGGGCUUGGAAGCCCGGGGACGGCGUGGAGUUCUUCGCGCACAUGCGCCUCAUUCUGAAGAAGGGGGAGGGCAGACAGGGCCUGCCGUGCCCCGAGGUCCUCUUGCGCAGCGGUUCGCCAGCCCCUGCUGAGCCCGUGGACCCCAGCCGUGGCCUGAGAGCCCUGACCCAGGAGGAGGUGGAGAUGCUCUAUGAGGAGGCCUUGUACACAGUCCUCUACCGUGCAGGGACCAUGGGCCCUGACCAGGUGGAUGACCAGGAGACCCUACUGGGCUACCUUCAGCAGGUGUUUGGUACCAGCCCUGAGGAGCACACUGAGGCCAUUGAGCGUGUGAAGAAGGCCAAGGCCCCCACGUAUGCCCUGAAAGUCUCUGUCAUGCGUGCCAAGAACCUGCUGGCCAAAGACCCCAAUGGCUUCAGUGACCCGUACUGCAUGCUGGGUAUCCUGCCGGCCUCGGGUGCCCCCCGGGAGCCAGGGCCGCGCACGGAGCAGCGCUUCAGCUUCCGCAAAGGCAGCAAGCGUGGGGGUCCGCUCCCGGCCAAGUGCAUCCAGGUCACCGAGGUCAAGAGCAGCACCCUGAACCCUGUCUGGAAGGAGAACUUCGUCUUUGAGAUCGAGGAUGUCAGCACGGACCAGCUGCACCUGGAUAUCUGGGACCAUGACGAUGAUGUGUCUCUGGUGGAAGCAUGCAGGAAGCUGAAUGAAGUCAUCGGCCUGAAGGGCAUGAGCAGGUAUUUUAAACAGAUUGUCAAGUCGGCCCGUGCAAAUGGGACAGCAGGGCCCACGGAGGACCACACAGAUGAUUUCCUGGGGUGUCUCAACAUACCCGUCCGGGAGGUGCCCGUGGCGGGUGAAGACCGCUGGUUCAAGCUGGAACCACGCUCCAGCGCCUCCCGCGUUCAAGGAGACUGCCAGCUGGUCCUCAAGCUGAUCACCACACAGAGGGACACGGGCAUGAGCCAGCGCGGGCGGGCGGGCUUCCUGUCCUACAUGCUGCUGCUCAGUCGUCUCCUGCAGUUCGAGCACCGAUCCGAGGAGCCCAAGGCGAGCUGCUGGCGGGGAGAGCUCAGCGGGCCCGCGGCCACGAUCCUCUGCCUGCACGGCGCGCAGAACAACCUGUCGGCGCUGCAGCUGGCUGUGCUGCACUGGCAGGUCAGCAGCCGCCACCAUCAGACCCGGACCCUGGACUACGGCUACCUGCUGGGGCUGCUGGAGGACAUGCAGGCGCAUUGGGAAGAGGCGUCUUCGCUGCCCCAAGGGCAGGAGGAGAGCCUGGCUGACAGCUUCAAUGCCUUCUCCGAGUUUGGGCUGCGGCUGCUGCGUCAGCUUCGAGACUUCUUCCCCGCCACCAACAGCACUGCCGUCUACCGUCUGGAGCUGCUGCUCAAGUGUCUCAGCAAGAUGCAGAUCUUCCAGCCUUCCUUUGAGGUGUGCUCCUUCCGGACAGAACUAAACGCGGACAUCUCUGCUGCUCUGAAGAGAGGCAACCGUGAGUGGUAUGACAGGCUCCUGAACACCAAGAGUCCUCGAGAGCAGUCGGGGCCGCAGCGCCUCGCCGGGCUGGUCGAGCUGGCGGACGCCGUCUACGAGGAUCUGCAGUCCUGCUAUGGCAUCUACGCCAGCCUCUUCCACAGCAUCACCGACAUCGACUUCUUCACACUCACUUUCCGGCAGCUGGAGCGUCUGGUGGCCGAGGAGGCAUGGGUGCUGACGGAGGAGCUGAGCCCCAAGAUGACCCUCGAGGUGGCCUCAGGGCUCUUCGAACUGUACGUGACCCUGGCGGACAUCCAGCGUUUCUGGAGCAGCAUCCCCGGCCGGUGGGUGCCCUGCCCCAACCUAUCCCCUUCCCCCCACCUGCCCUGUCUGUCUCCUCCCACUGUUGGCCUCCCAGACCUGCACCCACUCCCACCUGUCCCGCAGCCUCCUCUAGGAGGCCUCUGGGACAGCCCGAGGGCCCUUGGAGGCAGGCUCUCCCGGGUGUCCCCUUGGGCCGGGACCCUGGGACGUGCCGGCUCAAGGUGUCGGAUUCCGGGCGAGCUCCCACUGGCCUCCUGCCACAGCGACAGCCGCUCCCUCGCCCUGGCUGGCAUCCAUGGCCCGUUCCUGCCCGCUGUGAAGCUUUGGCUGCAGGUGCUGCGGGACCAGGUCAGGUGGAGGCUGCAGGGAGCCGUGGAUGUGGACACGCUGGAGCCCAUGGACGCCUCCUCCAAGCACAGCAGUUCUGCGGCCACGGCUAGUCUCUGCUUCAGUCACAUCCAGGAGCUGUGGGCCCGCCUGGCAUGGCCGGACCCUGCCCAGGCCGAGGCCCUGGGCACCCAGCUCAGCCAGGACCUGUGUGCGGCCACCCUCUUCUACACUGAGCUGCUGCGGAAGAAGGUGGACGCUCAGCCGGGGGCCGCGGGCGAGGCAGUGAGCGAGCCACUCUGUGUGGUUCUCAACAACGUGGAGCUCCUGCGCAAGGCUGCCGGGCAGACGCUGCGGGGUCUGGCGUGGCCGGAGGUGACCUCGGGGCCCGAGGGGGUGCUCCCGCGCCCUCUGCUCGGCUGUGCACAGGCCCUGGACGAAGACCUGCAGCAGGAGGUCCACACCGUGACGGCGCACCUGACCUCCAAGAUGGUGGCUGACAUCAGGAAGUACGUGCAGCACAUCAGCCUGUCGCCCGACUCCAUCCAGAACGAUGAAGCCGUGGCCCCGCUCAUGAAGUACUUGGAUGAGAAGCUGGCCCUGCUGAAUACCUCCCUGGUGAAGGAGAACCUUAGCAGGUACAGCUUGGGGCGGUUGGGCCGGGGCGGGGCCUGGGGUCCCUUCACGGGCACGGGCAUGGGGUGUCCCUGCAGGGUGCUGGAGGCCCUCUGGGAGCUGCUCCUUCAGGCCAUCCUUCGGGCACUGGGGGCAAACCUCGAUGUCUCUGCCGAUUUCUACGGCCGCUUCCACUUUACGCUGGAGGCCCUGGUGAGUUUUUUCCACGCGGAGGGCCAGGGUCUGCCCCUGGAGAGCCUGAAAGACGGAAGCUACAAGAGGCUGGAGGAGGAGCUGCGCCUGCAUCAGUGCUCCACCCGCGAGUGCAUCGAGCAGUACUACCUGGACAAGCUCAAGCAGGUAGCGAGGCCCCGUGUGCGCACGCGCAAUGUGGGCACGCGGCCCCGCCCCCAAACCCCUGCGCCGCGGUCACUGGCGCAAGCCCUUCCGCAGAGGUCCCUGGAGCAGAAGCGGUUCGGGCGCCUGAGCGUGCGCUGUCACUACGAGGCAGCGGAGCAGCGGCUGGUGGUGGAGGUGCUGCACGCCGCGGACCUGCCCCCGCUGGACGCCAACGGCCUGAGUGACCCGUUUGUGAUCGUGGAGCUGGGCCCGCCACACCUCUUCCCGCUGGUCCGCAGCCAGAGGACCCAGGUGAAGAACCGGACGCUGCACCCCGUGUACGACGAGCUCUUCUACUUCUCUGUGCCGGCAGAGGCGUGCCGCCGCCGCGGUGCCUGCGUGCUGUUCACCGUCAUGGACCACGACUGGCUGUCCACCAACGACUUCGCGGGGGAGGCAGCCCUCGGCCUGGGCGGCGUCGGCGGCAUAGCCCGACCUCAGGUGGGAGGGAGCGCGAGGGCCAGGCAGCCCGUCACCUUGCAUCUGCGCCGGCCCAGGGCCCAGGUGAAGUCGGCACUGAGGAUGCUGGAGGGUCGCACCAACAAGGAGGCGCAGGAAUUUGUCAAGAGACUCAAGGAGCUGGAGAAGUGCAUGGAAGCGGACCCCUGAGCCCCCGCCCGGCCCUCCCCCAGUCCUGCCCCGCAUCAGCUUUGUGCAGUGGGGCUCAUGCUCCCCCGUGUGGUGUGCGUGCUGCCCCGGCCGUGUCUGUGUGGUGUGUACCGUGAACCCCUUGCGUCCAGUGAGCAGCCCCCACCCUGGAUCUGGGGGUAACUCGCGGGGCCUGGCCACCCGGCAAGCUUCUCUAUCUGCAACCUUAGCUUGUGCAGCCCGCGCAGGGUUCCCGGAGGGGUGGCUCUGCUCCCCAGGAGACAUCAGGCUACGACUGGAGGCGUUUUCGGUGGUCACAGCUACUACUGAAGGAGGUGCCACGGCACCCAUGGCGAGACCAAGGACGCUGCUGGAAGUCCUGCGGUAAAUGUGACAGCGCCCUCCGCCCAGCAAGGAACAGCCCGCCCCAAACGUUACCAGUGCCACAGCCCUUCUCAGAGGAAGCACGGUCUUCGCUUUGUGGGGUGGGGAGUGUGGCAGGGCCUCGCAGGCCAACAGGAGGGAUGGCCCAGGUUUGAGUCUGGACAACCCCAGCUGUGGUGGGAAACCGCUCUCAGGUGUCCUGGUGGAGGGACAAAGUGAGCGUCUGGGACCCUUCACCCUCACCCGAGGGCACACACAGAGGUUUGCUAAGCAGCGCCCGGGUCUCCACCUGGCUCCUAGGCCUGGGGGAGGGUGCCCCCACGUCACUGUGAGGCCGGGACCUCAUGCAAGGUCGAUCGGUCAGGGUGAGGGGCCCCACGUCGGCCACUCAGCUGUGCAGUUACUGUCCCUCCGUGUGCGCACACGCGUGCCCAUGCAAGAUGGGCCCCGAGCCCGGCACCCCACCGUCUAGCGGCCCAGACCCUUCCCGUCCGACUCGGCCUCGCUGGAGACUGAGAGUCCCCUCCCCCCCAUCCCCAGGGCAAGUGCAAAGAAACAGGCUCACACCGGGGUCUCCUGGCUUGCAGCUUCACUGGGAGGGCUCGAAGGCCCCAGAGCACAGCUGUGUCAGAACCGCGGGGACACAGUCCAGGGCCACUCGGUGUUGAGAGGGCUGAGGCUGCCAGCCUGUCUGUAUCUCCACAAAUCCUGCCGCUCUCUCUCGAGUUUCUAUUGCUCCGCCUCAAAAAAUAUACGUGUCUGCAACCUUUA